Messenger RNA from Helicoverpa armigera (cotton bollworm), 1643 nucleotides. RefSeq names its product leucine-rich repeat-containing protein 34-like. Bases 73 to 1422 code for a protein of 449 amino acids. NCBI's taxonomy places the organism in Eukaryota, Metazoa, Arthropoda, Insecta, Lepidoptera, Noctuidae. The record is from RefSeq and is a predicted model, not a curated record. The transcript has a single exon. Gene Ontology annotation, molecular function: protein binding.
GCCAAAACACCAAAUAUUUUGAUAUACAUUUACAAAAAUAACAACUAAGUAUAUUCGGAAUUCAUUGUAAAAAUGGGUAAAGCAAAAUGCAUUUGUGACACCGUCAGCGUAUUAGAGAAAAUACAAGAAGAAAGAAAAAAGUUACCAAAACCCGAAAUAAAUGAGAUUAGACUGAAUUUGUUUACUGAAAGAAACUCUGAUGGAACUGGGUAUCUCAUGCUGAGAGGCUUAGACAUCCAAGGAAGGUAUAAACGUCGAAUACAAGAUACAGAUAUCCGGGCCAUAUGUCGGUAUAUCAAACACUCCCCGAGACGAAUAACUAGACUGGAUCUUAGCUACAAUUACAUCACAGAUAAAGGAUUCUUCAAAUUACUUAAAAAAUUACUCGUUAAAGGCCGUUCGAGUAUUAUAAACUUAAAUAUAAUGAAUAAUCGAUUGACUCGUAUAUCGAUGGAAGCACUAGCAAAGUACGCGAAAGUUUUAAAGCUAAAAUACUUACGAUUGAAUGGAAAUCGAUUCGGCACUAAAGGUGGUGAAUUCUUCGCUAAAUUCUUGGAAAAUAAUACUUCUGUUGAGUACUUGGAUAUAGGAGAAACGAAUCAGACAAUAACGAGUAUCGCUCAAAUAAUCACGGCUUUAAGAAUCGAUCACGGAGCGAACACAACGUUACGAGUAUUCGAUUUGAGUCGAAUAAUGCCGCUUUUUAAUCGAUAUCCUUACGAAUCGAAAUGGUUUUCGUAUCACAUCGAGUAUUUGCUUGAAAAGAACUCUUCUAUUAUUGAAUUACAUUUACAAAAGAACCAAUUAAUGUCACAUGAUAUCGAAUACUUCGUAAGAGGUUUGAGAAGGAAUGAAACGUUAUUAUACUUAGAUUUAGCGUUUAAUAGUAUUGGUGAUUAUGGGGCUGAAUUAUUAGCCGAAUAUUUAGCCGAAGGACCUCAAUUAAUCCUUUUAAAUAUCGCCGGGAACUCCAUUAAUGAUACCGGAGCGAGAGCCUUAAGUUUCCGGCUGCCAUACUCAAAAAUCCGCGCUCUUGACAUCGGCCGUAACAAUUUGACAGAUAGUGGUGUGACCGACAUCUUGAAUACGAUAAAAAAACCGUUCUUUUUACGGUUUUUGAAUAUUUGGGGGAAUAAAAUUGGCCACGGUUCUUGUGUUAUUAUUGAAAGAAUGUUGCUAAGUGGUGCGUUGUUCCAGCAUACGAUUGAUGUGAAACUUUAUGAAGUAGAUGAGGUUUUAUAUGCCGCUUAUUACCCAAACCCGGCGAACAGAAACAAGCAUUUGUAUUACGAUGAAUUGGACUUUGGUGUACCACAGCCGAUUUACCACAUCACUAGAAAUGUUAUUGAAGAAAAGAAAAAAGUUAUGGUCGAUUGCAAACAGAGACAUAAGUUGGAUAAAACUGACAAAUAUAAUUUUUGAAAUACUUGAUGUCGGCCUUACACUUUAAGGUUUGCUUACAAAAGUGUGAGGUUGGGGUAACAUAUCUACAUACUUAUAUAUUUUGUAUUUACUUAUUUAAUUUUAUAUGGUUUAAGUUUCUACUGUUUGGCAAUAUUUGAAGUCAUUGUUUCUCGUUUAAUUAUGGUUUAUUUUACUUAAUUUAGUAAAUGGUUUAUGGUUGUAAUUUUCAGUAUUAUUUA